CGCGCUCCGAGCCACUAUCCAUUGAGACACUUCUCCUGAAACAGAAACAAGAGAAAGAAGCUGCCGCCAAGCCUAAAUUUCUGACGAAAGAAGAACGCGCGAAGAUCGCUAUAGCUAAGCGCGCGCAGGAACUCCGAAGCUGAACAGAUUCGAGCGCAGGAGCGGAGCCGAGAGUCCAGCGCGCGGUACGGCCGAAACGAUGACCGUUAUGGAAACCCUGACCGUGACCGCGAGCGCGAUAACCGCCAUACUGGUGGACGCGGACGCGACCACCGCCGUCCACCACCCCCCGGCCCAUCGUCCUCAUCUCGAGACGGCUACCAAAAUGUGCCUACAGGACCUCGUGCAGACCGUAGUAAAACUGGAACCCCUUCGUCGGGCUCUUCGUCCAUGCCCCCACCUCCUGUUCCCACUCAUGCUUCAGAGCGAAGAAACGAUCACGAGGCGGCCGACAUGGAAUCAUUCGUUCCCGACAUCAGCGAAGCUGACCGCGAAGCGAUUCGAUCACGAUAUUUGGGUGUCGAUAAGAAGAAACGGAAGAUUCGCAAAAUCAAUGACCGGAAGUUCGUGUUCGACUGGGAUACUCAGGAUGACACGCUUGCCGAGGAUGCGCCAUCUGUUGUGGGUGGACAGCGGCAGGGGGCUCAGAUCUUGUUUGGGCGGGGCCGUGUGGCCGGCAUGGAUGACGGUGGCGGAACGAGAAAAAGUUCGGACAGCAACACCUAUCAUGCCGACGCCAUGGAACGGAGGAAGGCUGCGAAGGGUGGAACCGAUGAGAGACACUGGACAGAGAAGUCGUUGGCAGAGAUGAAAGAACGAGAUUGGCGUAUCUUCCGGGAGGACUUCAGCAUCUCCGCUCGUGGUGGGCAGAUUCCUCAUCCGCUACGGUCUUGGACCGAGUCACAAAUUCCCAAGACGAUAUUGGAAUGCAUCGAAGAGAUCGGAUACAAAGAACCCUCGCCCAUCCAACGCCAAGCUAUCCCCAUCGGCCUGCAAAACCGCGACAUUAUUGGCAUCGCAGAAACAGGUUCGGGUAAAACAGCGGCCUUUGUGAUUCCGAUGCUGGCGUUCAUUGAGAAGCUCCCUCCAUUCACUGACGAGAAUCGGCAUCUCGGGCCGUAUGCAUUGAUCAUGGCACCAACACGUGAGCUGGCGCAACAGAUCGAGUCGGAAGCGCGCAAGUUUGCGGGCCCGUUGGGAUUCAAAUGUGUCUCCAUCGUUGGUGGGCGCGCGGUCGAAGAACAGCAGUUUAACCUCCGCGAGGGAGCGGAGAUCAUUAUCGCUACCCCUGGUCGUCUGAAGGAUGUGAUCGAGCGGCAGGUGAUAGUGCUUUCUCAAUGCCGGUACAUUGUCAUGGACGAGGCCGAUCGGAUGGUUCAUCUUGGAUUUGAAGCGGACCUCACGUUCAUAUUGGACAAGCUGCCGUCGGAUAUGCUUGAAGGCGAGGACCCAGGAGAGGCGAUGGAUGUCGACGGCGAAACAAUGGUGAAAAAGGGGCGAACACGGGUGACGACGUUGUUUAGUGCCACCAUGCCGUCUGCCGUGGAACGGCUUGCGCGUAAAUACCUGCGGAGACCGGCGGUGAUUACCAUCGGCGAGGCUGGACGGGCGGUUGACACCGUCGAACAAAGGGUCGAGUUUAUUUCGGGCGACGAGAAGAAGAAGCAACGGAUGCUGGAAAUUCUGAAUAGUGGGACGUAUCCGGCACCGAUUAUAGUAUUCGUCAACCAGAAGAAGACGGCCGACAUGGUGGCCAAGGAUCUUGGGCGGGCCAACUGGAGUGCGUCGACGUUGCACUCGGGCAAGAACCAGGAGCAGCGGGAAGCAGCAUUGCAAGCCCUGAGAAGCGGCGAUGCUGACAUCUUGGUGGCGACGGAUCUGGCUGGCCGCGGAAUUGAUGUGCAGGAUGUCAGUCUUGUUAUCAACUACCAGAUGGCCAACUCCAUCGAAGCAUAUGUACAUCGUAUCGGUCGAACUGGCCGGGCCGGCAAACAGGGUGUCGCGAUAACAUUCUUGACGAACGAGGACGACGAAGUCAUGUAUGACCUCAAAAAUGGUAAUCUUCCUAGGGCUGCUGCUACGAUUGAUCUGAUCUUGCACCCCAGAGAUUGCCAAGAGCCCCGUCAGCAAGGUCCCCAUCGAAUUGGCCAAGCACGAGUCUGCCCAGCACCGAGUCUCCAAAGAAAUGAAACGGAAAAGAGAGGCGGAGGACCAGGGCUAGCACGGAUUAGAUAUACCCCAUGUGCUCGUAUCUACCAUGACGUAAUCCGCGCAAAACGCAUCGGUCCGGCUAUUGA
Molecule: messenger RNA, 2297 nt
Organism: Mycena citricolor
Lineage: Eukaryota; Fungi; Basidiomycota; Agaricomycetes; Agaricales; Mycenaceae
Source: the annotation of a GenBank genome assembly